AGAACAGCGAUGGGGUGGAGGGGACACAGGGAGAAGCUAGCAGGAGGGAAGGGACCUCCCAGCCGGGCGAUUGGCAGCAUGCACCCUAGUCCCCCCCAUAUCCCGCCCCCGCCCCGCCCCCGCCACCAUCUGCUCGGGAUUUGCGAUCCGGAGACUCCAGGCUCGGGGGCUCGGGGCUCCGGAGGCAACUGAUCGGGUCUGCUCAGGGCCCUGGAGCUGCCGGAGGAUCCGACACCUUUCCAACCUGCUGCGCCUCCCGAAGCGGCUGCCGGUGUUCCCGCGUCCCAGCCCCGGGCCGGGCGCUGAUGGAACCGCGGCGAUGUUCACUCUGGCCAGGCUGCUGGAUUUCCAGAAAACCAAAUAUGCGAGGUUUAUGAAUGACCGAGUCCCAGCGCACAAGAGAUACCAGCCCACAGAGUAUGAACAUGCAGCGAACUGUGCCACCCAUGCUUUCUGGAUCAUUCCCAGCAUCCUUGGCAGCUCCAACCUCUACUUCCUGUCUGACGAUGACUGGGAGACCAUAUCUGCCUGGAUCUAUGGCCUUGGCCUCUGUGGCCUCUUUGUGGUGUCCACCAUUUUCCACACAGUCUCAUGGAAGAAGAGCCAUCUCAGGAUGGUGGAGCACUGCCUGCACAUGGUCGACAGGAUGGUGAUUUACUUCUUCAUCGCAGCCUCCUAUGCUCCUUGGCUGAACCUUCGGGAGCUGGGUCCCUGGGCCUCCCACAUGCGCUGGCUGGUCUGGAUCAUGGCCUCCAUCGGUACCGUCUAUGUCUUUUUCUUCCAUGAACGGUACAAGCUUGUGGAGCUGCUUUGCUAUGUGGUGAUGGGUUUCUUCCCAGCCCUGGUCAUCCUCUCCAUGCCCAACACUGAUGGCAUCUGGGAGCUGAUGACAGGAGGGGCUUUCUACUGCCUGGGCAUGGUGUUCUUUAAGAGUGAUGGGAGAAUUCCCUUUGCUCAUGCCAUCUGGCACCUCUUUGUGGCAUUUGGUGCUGGUACCCACUACUAUGCCAUCUGGAGGUACCUGUACCUGCCCAGCACACUGCAGACCAAGGUGUCCAAAUGAGUGGCCCAGACUCCAUGGGUCAUUUGGACUUUGGGAUCAAAGGAUCAUGGGAAGUGAACUGUGCCAAGAUCUGCCUGUCUUUUCCUGGAUGGAAUCCUUCAUGGGUCUAAGGUCCCUUUCAGUGACAGACAGACCAUCUUUUGAAUCUCCAGUAAGGAAGAAAACAGUUAGUCAUUUCCAUGGAGGAGAAAUUAAUUCUGUACUGUGUUUCUACUUUAGGCAAUUUUUUUUUACUAUAACCAAUAUUAACAUCUUCAAAAAAAGGGCCAAAUAGGGAAUGAUCAUCCAAAAGGUAAUUUUUAAGGUCCUGAGGACCUCCCUUUUUGCUUCAGGGGAAAGUGAUUUAGCAUUAUAAAUGACAGAUGGGGCAUAUCCCUGACCAUGAUAGGCAUCACCAAUCAAUUGCAGCAUGGGUUUAACAGUAGAAUUCAACAUAGUGUCCCAUGCAGACAUUACUAAUUGAUUCUGUGCUCAUGAUGGAACCUUUUGGUUGGCCCGGUGUGUUAAGAGACAGGAUCACAGCAUAGCUACUAGAAGUCGCUGUGUGGAGGAGCAUGCUCAUCCUUGACCACCAUUACCUUCUAUUCCCUCAUGUCCAUAUUUGAGGAAGUUCUUGAAGUGGGUUGUUUGGAGGCAGUGCAGGAAGACCAAGGCAUACAUUCCAAGCAGCUCCUGACACUCUGCUCCGCCAUGGCUGGCUCUUGGUUCUAGAGGAACUGAGAUCUGGGAUGAAGAUGCUGCUACCUGGCCAUUUUUUUCUCAUCUCAAAGAAUCUGGAGAAAUGACACCGUGUUCACCAGAGGGGCUUUUUCUUGGUGUCAUGAGAUGGCUCUCAGAGGCCCCUCUGAUGAGCCUAGGGGCAGGGUCUUCAUCUAUCAGAAUGGUUGGAAUGCCACCAUCCCUCAACCUCUGAAGUGACCUGUCAGCUAAGAACGUGGCUCCCAGGGCCCUGUCCUCAGCCACCUCUACUCCUGGGCUAGCCUCGUCAUAAGAUGCCACCUGGACACUGGCUGAGUAUGGGAGCAGCAGGCCUAGCUCCUGACCUGAACUGGCACAUCAGACUUUCUGCAAGAGUCUGCUGGAAAGCCAGGGUCUUACUCAACAACUGCCAGCCAGAUGGGUGUGGGCAAGGGUAGGCCAAGACAGGGUGCCUUAUACUUUGUUCUAGCACAUUCCAAGGUAUUUCGGGACUUCAGCACCUGGAAUCCCAUAUGUCAAAGCCAGUAUUAAAUCAAGUUUAUGCAUUCCUCAGAAA
Molecule: messenger RNA, 2318 nt
Organism: Arvicanthis niloticus (Nile rat)
Lineage: Eukaryota; Metazoa; Chordata; Mammalia; Rodentia; Muridae
Source: RefSeq, a predicted model, not a curated record